Odobenus rosmarus divergens (Pacific walrus) is the source of this 2940-nucleotide messenger RNA. RefSeq names its product leptin (gene LEP). Lineage: Eukaryota; Metazoa; Chordata; Mammalia; Carnivora; Odobenidae. The record is from RefSeq and is a predicted model, not a curated record. Gene Ontology annotation, molecular function: peptide hormone receptor binding; hormone activity. The coding region runs from base 52 to 555 and encodes 167 amino acids. Gene Ontology annotation, biological process: lipid metabolic process; activation of protein kinase C activity; response to insulin. The transcript is spliced from 3 exons. Gene Ontology annotation, cellular component: extracellular region.
AUCGCGGUGCCGGCAGCUGCGAGGCCCGAGAAGCACAUCCUGGGAAGGAAGAUGCAUUGCGGACCCCUGUGCCAAUUCCUGUGGCUUUGGCCCUGUCUGUGGUAUAUUGAAGCCAUGCCCAUCCAAAAAGUGCAAGAUGACACCAAAACCCUCAUCAAGACGAUUGUCACCAGGAUCAAUGACAUUUCACACACGCAGGCUGUCUCCUCCAAACAGAGGGUUGCUGGUCUAGACUUCAUUCCUGGGCUCAACCCGGUCCUGAGUCUGUCCGGGAUGGACCAGACGUUGGCCAUCUACCAACAGAUCCUCUCCAGUCUGCCUUCCAGAAGUGUGGUCCAAAUAUCUAACGACCUGGAGAACCUCCGGGACCUUCUCCACCUGCUGGCCUCCUCCAAGAGCUGCCCCUUGCCCCGGGCCAGGGGCCUGAAGGGCUUCGAGAGCCUGAGCAGUGUCCUAAAAGGUUCACUGUACUCCACAGAGGUGGUGGCCCUGAGCAGGCUGCAGGCAGUCCUCCAGGACAUGCUUCGGCAGCUGGACCUCAGCCCUGGGUGCUGAGGCCUCAAAGGCCUCUCUUCCCAAAGUCGAGGAGAGGCCCUGGGCUUCUGGGUGUCUCCAGGAGAGAGCCUGUGUGGGUGUCCUUUAUCUGGACCCCGGGCCAUUUCUCUCUCACACCUCGGCACCACUUUUCCAAAGGUAUAAGCCUCCAAGGCACGAAACCAAAGAUAGAAUACAUGAUUCCAUGCUCACCAGGAAGGGGGACCCACCCGGCAAACAGUGAACUGGAUCUGGGGUUCUCACGAGAGUCUUCCUUCCUGUGCCACCUCCCCGCUCACUGCAUGCUUCAGCGUGACCUGGGAUGAUUUCAGGAGGCACCCGCCAAGCCUUUGGACCAUCAAGUGAGGUUCUGUCUGAGAAUUCUGGGAGCACUGUGAAGGCUACAUCCACAUGGCUGCAAACUCCCAGCAACACAUUAUUUAUUAUGCCUUUCAUUCUGGAUGGACUGGAGGCAAGACAUCAGCUUUUCCAGGCUCUUUGGGGCUGGCCAGGGCCAGGGAUGCUCGUUUCCAAUCCCUUCGAUGGGCCUGGCUGAGGCAAACCCAUUUCUAGUGACUUGAGGGCUCUCGAGUUAGUUCUUUGGUAACUGGCUUUGUUUCCAUUGUGACAGAUGUGAAAUUACAGUGCUUGCAAUGGCAUUGCCGUGAGCGGAUCUCCAAGGACCAGGUUAUUUCAAAAAGAUGAAUUUUGUCAUCUGAGAUGUAUGGAUGUGUGCACCUAGAGGUGGGGAAUGUGUUAGCAGCAAGGGGAAGGAUCCAGAAUUUGUUUUCUGAAUUACGUUUGUGCAAUGGGCUCUUCGGAUGGGGGAGGGGGUCAUUUUCUCAUCUCUGCAACCACUUAGUGUGGUUUUCAUGAAAAGAUGACCCCUUCAGGGGGUUGUGGGGGGUUUUGCCAGCCACCCAAGGAGGGAGUGACGCUGAAGACUGCUUAUUGGGGCAGUUGUGAGCCCUGGCUCCUCCAGUUGCUGGAGAGAGGUCUUUCUUGUCAGGGAGUGAGGAUCCCUCUCUGGAGACGGCGAUCCCUAGAGCAGGGGUCCUUGGUAUGGACCUUGGAAUGGUCUGGGGAUGAUCCCACACUGGAUUUAUAAGCAGUAGCCCUACUUGGGAUGUGCCCGCCAAAUUGUGGUUCUCAUCUAACUGGCUCACCCAAAACAAGACCAUGUUUCCCACUCAUUUGGGGUGGAUUUUUAUUCCAGUGGGAAGGUCUGUGGGCUUUAGCGGAUGGAUGGUCCCAAGACCUGGGCCAGCACUGCUGAGUGCCAGACCGCCAGGCCAGGCCUCCAGGAGUGCCCUUCCCACUAGAGGCCAUGUUUGGGGAGAUGAACAAGGAGGCUUGGGUUUUCCACCAUCCUGCCACUCUGGUGAGGCCAUCACACUCUAGGUGGUGGAUCUGUCCAAGGAAAUUUGAAUCAAAGCUGUCAACUUUGAGACUGAGCACCUAUUUUGUGCUCAGCCCUGAUUGGUGCUAUGGGCUAGAGAAGCUCACCAAGUACACGUUAAAAUCCAGUCUAACCCUCAGGGACCUUGCAUUGUAGAUGGUCAAAACUCCACACACCAGCAUGCAAAGGCUGGCCUUUCCCCAUGGCAACGGGGCAGCCGAACCAGCCGAACCAGCAACCUCCUCAGCAGGCGGGAAAUGCUGAGCUGCGGGUGGCGGUGCUCAGGGGCCCACAGGCUAACCCUGCUUGCACUUGGUAGCAUUUUUGCUUUGCAGGGCACGGCAGCAUUUAUUACCGUGUAGCCACAUCCCUUUGAAGCAGCGUAGCUGACAGUUUAAAAAUGAGAACAUGACCUAAGACCGUAACAGCAGACAGGUCGCAGGGCCAAGACUAGAUUCAGGCCCUCUGACUCCCAGAGUGUCCCUGGACCCAGGUAAUGCUCCCCGGAGAUGCCAAUAGCGUUGGGCAGGGGAGACCAGGAAGGCUUGCUGGGAGAGAGGAGUUGGAAGUGAUUUUGCGGGAGGCGAGGGAUGUGAAUUGUCUGGAGGGAGGAGGCUGUUUUGUUGGUGCUGAGACACCGGGGUGAAGGUAUGUGCAGCCAGUUACAAAGAAAGACAAAGGAAAGACAGGAGGGAAAGGGACAUGCUGAAGAGGCCUUCAGUGGCAAAGAAGUUUGAUAUCGAAAGGGGUAAGAAUCGAAAGUUCUAGAACAGAGAGAUUCUGAGAUGGGCAGAGUCAGACCCGUUCUGGAGAAUAGGACCUAGGUAAUCAUUACCACCCAGUCAGGCUGGGAUCUUUUAAGCCUUUCACUCACCAAAACCUGGCACCACGGCUCAUUCUCAGAGUGUGAAAGUUCUAAAAUGUAAACGAUUGUCUUUUUUUUGUAACUUAAAAAAAAUUUGUUUGUUGUUAAAAAAAAAUCCAAAUAAAUUAACUUUGCCCCUUGG